AUGCAAAAGAAGAAAAAAGCUUCUGCUAAAGAUGCCGCACUGCCUCAAAAGGACUUGCGUGCACCUGUAUCAAAAUCUCGAAAACCUUCAACACUAAAGCGCCAGCGCAUGGACACAGACACUGAACAUGAUAGUUUUAGUGAUAGUGAAGAUAAGAAGAAAGGAGGCCCAUUAUUGGCCAACAAACACGAACAGAGUGGUGUUGACUCAGAUGACGAUCAGCGCAAUGUCCAUUCAGGCACUGAUCCCUGUGACAGUGAUGGUGACUCAAACCAUAUCAGUGGGGAUGAGGAUUUAGACACUGCUGCAACAAUGCUUUUGGACGAGGUUGCAUCACUCAUUACUGAUGACUGGAAGUCUCAGAAGUCAAAGGGAUCAGCUUGUGGCACAGUAUUAAAGGACUCCAAAGUGUCGGCCUGUGAUCGUAAGCAAGCAACAGAGAUUCCAACCUGGGAUGAUGUCGGCGACACUAUUUCAGAGUCUGUUGAAAGCACCACUACUAUCAGUGGUGAAUCAGAAUUUUUCUCUGAUAAUGAUGGCGCCAUCACUCGAAAAGCCCAAACCUCUGCGCCAAAGAGUAUUGCCUCACUUAUCCGAUCCAAGAAGGGAAGAAUCAAACUCCUUGAUCAGAACCCACAGACCCGCCAGGUUGUUCAAGCCGCGAUCACUGAAGUCAAGUGCUAUCUGAUCUUUGUCCAUGGGUACCCUGAAUUAGUCGACAAGAACCAGCUCUCAAUGCGAACUUUGUUAACCAUGGCUGAGAAACAUGGCUUGCACACAAUCACAGAACAUCUUCAAGUGGAUGAGCAGUAUGCUUCACAGCUUGGUGCACUGGUGGAUGCCCGCAUCCCUAUAUUGCGGCAUGAGCUGAAAGACAAUGCUUGUGCAAACAUCAAUGGCUACUUCUGCCUUGGGCACAAGGACUUUGCAAAAGCAAAAAAACUAAUGGAAAAGGUUGUUUAUGCUUAUGCUUUGAAGUUCAAUACCAACAAUAAUGCUACGCCUAUUAGGAACAAGCCCUACCAGGGUGAACUCCUCAUAUACUUGAUAUGUAACCAGCUCUUCCUUAGCUCGAAGGCCGUUGGUGUGAAAUUUGCAGCACACUUUGUUGAAAUUGCCAAGAAUAAGGCGCAGCAUCCUGAAAUUCCUAUAUCCUUGCUGGCACUGGUUGCAACUGCGGUUUAUUCUGCUCUUUUAUGGAAGUCUCUCGGUUCGCUGGGGAAGUUCAACUUCUCAGGAAACCAAUUCAGCGAAACUUACAACUACCAUGUCAAGUCCCUGGAACAGUUGAAGGAGAACGCACCUGGAAAGUUUCAUCGUAUGAUAGCAGACAUUUAUGAGGCUGCACAUAAGUUGAGUCGGAUUAGCGCUGCUGGGGACCACAAUGAGCUGGACACUUUGGAACUGCUUGACCUCGAUGAUAUGGAGGAGGACAAGGACUAA
This is a messenger RNA of Suillus subaureus, 1443 nucleotides long. RefSeq lists its product as uncharacterized. The record is from RefSeq and is a predicted model, not a curated record. The coding region runs from base 1 to 1443 and encodes 480 amino acids. NCBI's taxonomy places the organism in Eukaryota, Fungi, Basidiomycota, Agaricomycetes, Boletales, Suillaceae. The transcript is spliced from 11 exons.